ACACUUUCGGUAUCUUGUAAUGGGUAUGGAUGUUGAUCGACUGAAUAAAUAAUGUUAAGAUUAGAUGUAGCUCGAGCGAAACAGAACCGCAAUGAAAUGAGAACCUUAAGAAAAAACGUAACUUUUAUCUUUACACAAUAUUGUUGCAGACAUAACAACCGACCCAAAAACAUAAAUAACGUCCCACAAAACUGAUUAGCAUCCUAAGUAACAUGCUUGUUUAACUUAUCUAAGAGAUCAUUAAUCUUUAAUUUAAUUGAAUACACGUCUGUGAAAAACUUCCAUAAAGACUGUCAAUUACUCCUUAUCAUUUCUUUGAUCCUCGUAAAGACGUCAUCAAUUAUCAAUACAUUUCUGAGUGGCCACUCCUCAGUCGCGAAAUACAUCCUCGAAUCCAGGCCUUUUCCGCAUUGUUGAACGUAGUACUUGGAGGACCUGGGUAUGAUGAGAUCGCCGAAUAAAAGCCAUGUAUGUUGGCAGCGAUUGGCUUAGACUUAGAUAUUGAAAGCGUGCUUGGUUCAUGGGAUCGGAUUAUGUGAAGUAAACUUGGCUUCUUACUCCGCUGGUAAUUCGUGGAUUCAAGAUGACGUAAUUUUGGCAUUCCAAAAAAACAACAACAAAACAAAAGAUGGAUGCUGAUGUUUUGGCUACUUUAAAGAUUUUAAUCAUAGGAGAAAGUGGUGUCGGAAAAUCCAGCUUACUCCUACGAUUUGUGGAUGAUACCUUUGACCCAGAUUUAGGAGCCACUAUCGGAGUAGAUUUCAAAAUCAAGACUAUUACAAUAGAUGAUAACAGAGUGAAACUAGCUAUUUGGGAUACUGCAGGACAAGAAAGGUUUAGAACUUUAACCCCUAGCUAUUAUCGUGGUGCACAAGGGUGUAUAUUAGUGUACGAUACAAGCAACCGAGACUCGUUUAACAAGUUAGAAGAAUGGUUGAAUGAAGUUGAAGUAUAUUCUACAAAACGUGACAUUAUCAAAAUGCUAGUAGGAAAUAAAAUAGACAAGGAUAAUCGUGAAGUUGAUCGCCAAGAAGGAAUGACGUUUGCAAGAAGGAACAAAAUGUUAUUUAUAGAAUGCAGUGCAAAGACAAAAGACGGUGUACAGUACGCAUUUGAAGAGCUUGUCGAAAAGAUAAUCCAAACACCGGGAUUAUGGGAGAAAGACAGCCAGACGUCAGGAAGUGUUGAUCUAUCGAACACUGGUAGUUCAGUCGUGCAGGGGUGUAGUGGAUAUUGUUCUCUGACGUAAUUUAUUGAUAAUAUAUAACCCAAUUUUAUGCAAAAAUAUUAACCAAUACCAGAUACGCCCCUCUUCCCUGGAUUUGUGCCUGAGUUGGCGAAUGGCACAUUUCAAUGUUGGAUAGUCAUAUAAAUAUAGAUAGGUGGGAUAUUCAAUGCAUUUUGUGCAAUAUAAUUUAUAUUAAUAUGCAACUAAAAACUAAUUAGUGGUAUCAGUGCUGGCUGGGCAGGGUUUCUCAAGGUGUUUUUUCUUCCUGUAGUCUUCAACCAAAAAGUUUCCGCGAUUGCGAACGCUUGCAAAUUUAAAACUGUGUAGACCUUCCUAUCGACCUAAAAGUACAUUUAUUGUUGAUCGCCUAUUUCGAGUGGCUAUUUUGUAGUAUGUUUAUAAUUGUAAACUCAAAAAGAUCUGAGUUAUAGAAUAUCGGUAGAGUGUAAUGUAAUAUCUGUACAG
Dendronephthya gigantea is the source of this 1693-nucleotide messenger RNA. RefSeq names its product ras-related protein Rab-18-B-like. Gene Ontology annotation, molecular function: GTP binding; GTPase activity. The record is from RefSeq and is a predicted model, not a curated record. NCBI's taxonomy places the organism in Eukaryota, Metazoa, Cnidaria, Anthozoa, Malacalcyonacea, Nephtheidae. The transcript has 8 exons. Bases 629 to 1249 code for a protein of 206 amino acids.